AUGGUCGCUUCGCCUGUUCCUUCUUUAUAUUCAGGUUCUAGAGCGGCGCCCACCUUCGAAUUCCCGGCCAUGAAUAAAGAUCUCGAAUCCUCGAGCGCGGAGGAACUCAAACCUCCGGUGCAACAAAAUGGAAAAAUAUCUGACUAUGAAAAAGGCCUCGUGGGCUGGGACUCUGAGGAAGAUCCCCACAAUCCACAGAACUUUCCAGAUAAGCGCAAAUGGAUGAUAUUGGGAAUGGUUAGCGUUAUCACAUUUUUGAGUCCAUUGGCUUCCUCCAUUCCUGCCCCUGGUACAUCGUUGAUGGAUUCCGAAUUUGGCGUGACUUCGACCAUUCUUGCCUCAUUUUCUGUUAGCGUGUUCGUCCUUGGAUUCACAGUCGGUCCAUUAAUUUUGUCCCCACUGAGCGAGAUCUAUGGACGUCAACCAGUCUUGAACGUCAUGGACGUCUUCUUCACGUUAUGGCAAAUUGGGUGUGCCUUAGCACCCAAUAUUGCUAGUUUGAUCGUCUUCCGAUUCCUAGCUGGAGUCGGAGGCUCAGCAUGCCUGAGUGUGGGCGGCGGUGUCAUUGCCGAUCUAUUCCCCAUCCACCAGCGUGGAAAAGCAAACGCGAUGUUCACAAUCGGGCCACUCAUUGGCCCGGAAACAAACCCUUCUGUGCUGAUCCAUCGGAAAAUGAAGGCUCUACGCAAGGAGCCUGGUCAGGAACAUUUCCAAAGUCUUUAUCCUGCUAAAACGCCAGCACUUGUGGUACAAACCAUCAUGCGACCGCUGAGGAUUAUGUCUUCUCCGAUAUUAUUCCUACUCGCCCUGUACAUGUCCUUCGUUUUUGGUCUACUUUAUCUCAUUUUCACGACCACAACCACGCUAUUUACGGGCAGCUACGGCUGGUCACUUGAGCUGACUGGGCUCGCCUACCUGGGAAUAGGAAUUGGAUUUUGCGCCGGAAACUUUACCGUGGCGAAAAUCUCGGAUCCCACCGUGGUUCGUUUAACGAAAGCAAAUAAUGGGGUUUAUCACCCCGAAAUGCGGCUUGCGCCCUGCCUCUUCUUCGCUCCGUUUAUCCCCAUCAGCUUCUUCUGGUAUGGAUGGACUGCAGACGAGCAUGUGCAUUGGAUUGUUCCUAUCAUUGGCUUGCUUCCCUUUGGGUUCGGGGGAGUUGGCAUAUUUGCAUCAAUUCAGACAUACUUCAUUGAUGCGUCUGGGGCAUACGCUGCAUCUGCUGUCGCUGGGCUGACGGCAAUGAGGUGCUUGUUUGGUGCAUUCCUGCCUCUUGCGGGCCCUAGUAUGUAUUCAGCUUUGGGGCUUGGGUGGGGAAACUCUCUGCUAGGGUUCAUUGCUCUGGGCCUGAUGCCGGGGCCCUUUUUGAUCUAUAAAUUCGGUACCGCACUUAGAGAAAGAUAUCCAAUCCAGAUUACCUAG
Penicillium verrucosum is the source of this 1419-nucleotide messenger RNA. Its product is annotated as MFS transporter. Gene Ontology annotation, biological process: transmembrane transport. Gene Ontology annotation, molecular function: transmembrane transporter activity. The coding region runs from base 1 to 1419 and encodes 472 amino acids. Lineage: Eukaryota; Fungi; Ascomycota; Eurotiomycetes; Eurotiales; Aspergillaceae. The transcript has 5 exons. The record is from RefSeq and is a predicted model, not a curated record.